ACUGCUCCGUGUGACAGUGCCGUGUUUGUUUUCCUUUCUCAGGGGCCAGUGGAACACAUGUCAGUGGCUUUUGCUUCUUCAGCCACAGCUGCUCAGCCUGCUUGCCUCCUUUCGGUUCAGAUAGCACAAUCAGAUAGUGGCCACAUAUCAUUACGGGAAGCUCUUAACCAAUUCAUGGAUCUUGUUGGCACAGUUGGGGUUCGGAGAAAGCAAGAGAUGCAGAGAGCCUAUAAUAUGCUGGUAUGGCCUCGCAAGUGCAAGUCUUUUCCCCCCACACUCUCCAGUCAAGUGCCUUCUUUAGCGUGAAGAAACUGAAGGUGGAGCAAAGUUGCAACUGGGAUAUGACAGGGUACGGCACGCACAGCAAGGUCUACAGUCAGAACAGCAAGCAGAGCGUGUCUGCUGCCCCAGUGGCCCUUAACGCCACCUCUCUCCAGGUCUCCAACUCCUCCCUACCAUACGAGCAGGCUCUACUUUUCCCUGCCAGCUCUGGCCACAUUGUAGUAGCCUCGGCGAGUAGCACGUCUGGGGUGGCCGGCCAGCUUCUGGGUAGCACAGGUUGCAGUAGUGGCAGUGGCAGUGGAGGGCACAACCUGACGCGCCGCAGCACUGUGAGCUUGCUGGAUACAUACCAGCGAUGCGGGCUUAAGCGCAAGAGUGAGGAGUUAGACAACAACAACGGCAGCGGAAGCAGCGUGCACGUGGUGGAAGAGCUGCAGCAGCCUCCAGCAGCACCAAUGCUCCAGAACAAUGGCCAGAGUGGCCCAACAGGCACCGUGGCCACUGCCUCCACAACAGCCACAUCCAAGACCAGUGGCGCCAACAGUGAGGGGGACUAUCAGCUCCUGCAGCAUGAAGUUCUGUGCUCCAUGACCAACACAUAUGAGGUGCUGGAGUUCUUAGGCCGAGGGACCUUUGGGCAGGUGGUGAAGUGCUGGAAGCGUGGUACAAGUGAGAUUGUGGCCAUCAAGAUCCUGAAGAACCACCCAUCAUACGCGCGCCAGGGCCAGAUUGAGGUCAGCAUCCUGGCACGCCUUAGCACAGAGAGUGCGGAUGACUACAACUUUGUGCGGGCGUACGAGUGCUUUCAGCAUAAGAACCACACGUGCCUGGUCUUUGAGAUGUUGGAACAGAACCUGUACGACUUCCUCAAGCAGAACAAGUUCAGCCCACUGCCCCUCAAGUAUAUCCGGCCCAUUUUGCAGCAAGUGGCUACGGCGCUGAUGAAGCUGAAGAGUCUGGGGUUGAUUCAUGCCGACCUGAAGCCUGAGAACAUCAUGCUGGUGGAUCCUGCUCGGCAACCCUACAGAGUCAAAGUCAUUGACUUUGGCUCUGCAAGUCAUGUGUCCAAAGCUGUGUGCUCCACUUACCUCCAGUCCAGAUACUACAGAGCUCCAGAGAUCAUCCUUGGCCUGCCCUUCUGUGAGGCUAUAGACAUGUGGUCCUUGGGUUGCGUCAUCGCUGAGCUUUUCCUGGGCUGGCCACUUUACCCUGGAGCGUCUGAGUACGAUCAAAUUCGGUACAUUUCUCAAACACAGGGACUGCCGGCAGAGUAUCUGCUGAGUGCAGGAACGAAAACUACCAGGUUCUUCAACCGAGAAACCGAUUCUACCUAUCCACUGUGGAGAUUAAAGACACCAGAGGAUCAUGAGGGUGAGACAGGGAUCAAGUCUAAGGAGGCCCGCAAGUACAUUUUCAACUGCCUGGAUGAUAUGGCACAGGUGAAUGUGAGCACAGAGCUGGAGGGCAGUGACAUGCUGGCAGAGAAGGCAGACCGGAGAGAGUUCAUCGAUCUGCUGACCAAGAUGCUGACCAUCGACGCAGAUAAAAGGAUCACACCCAUUGAGACACUCAACCAUCCAUUUGUUACUAUGACUCACCUGCUGGACUUCCCCCACAGCACACACGUUAAAUCUUGCUUCCAGAACAUGGAGAUCUGUAAGCGCCGUGUGAACAUGUACGAUGCGGUCAACCAGAGCAAGACCCCGUUCAUCACACAUGUAGCCCCCAGCACUUCCACCAACCUCACCAUGACCUUUAACAACCAGCUCAACACUGUGCACAGCCAGGCCACCAACCUGGCUCCCUCCUCCACCAGUGCCACCCUUUCCCUUGCCAAUCCUGAUGUCUCCAUACUAAACUACCAAUCUGCACUCUACCAGCCUCCUGCAGCGCCCAUGGCUGCCGUGGCACCCAGGACCAUGCCCCUGCAGCCUGGCGCCCCUCAACUCUGCGCCACACGGCCUGACCCCUUCCAGCAGGCGCUCAUUGUUUGCCCACCCACCUUCCAAGGGUUGCAGGCGUCCCCCUCCAAGCACAGCGGCUACUCCGUACGAAUGGAGAAUGCUGUUCCCAUAGUGACUCAGGCCCCCGGCGGUCAACCCCUGCAGAUCCAACCUGGCCUUCUCACACAGCAGGCCUGGCCCUCUGGUACCCAGCAGAUCUUGUUACCCCCAGCAUGGCAGCAGCUAACCCAUACCUCUGUACAGCAUGCCACCGUCAUCCCAGACACCAUGAGCACCUCUCAGCCCCUGCCCAACUGGAGGAAUUCCCAUCCCCAUGGUAGCCAUUACAAUCCCAUCAUGCAACAGCCAGCCUUGCUUGCCAGUCAUGUGUCACUGCCUUCCCAGCAACCUUUGAAUGUGGGCGUGGCUCAUGUAAUGAGGCAGCCGUCAAACAACAGUUUGUCCUCCAAAAAGAGUAAGCCGCAGCAGAUGAGCAACAGGAACAUGUCGGCCUAUGAGGUGACCUCCUCCCAGACGGUGUUGUCACCUCAGCGUUCGAAGCGCGUGAAGGAGAACACACCUCCACGCUGUGCUGUGGUGCAAAACGGACUCUCUGCUCCCUGCCCCCCACCCCAGGCCUGUGGAGGAGGAGGAUGGGGAGAAGAGCAGGCCUCUAGCACAACACGAGAGCACCAUGGAUCACACAAUCAACAUCCGCAACACAACCAACACAACCCUACUCGGCAGACCAUCGUCAUCCCUGACACCCCGAGUCCGGCUGUCAGCAUCAUCACCAUCAGCAGCGACACAGACGAGGAGGAUGAGCACAAGCAGCCUAGUAACACCAGCACAUCAUCCAAGCAGCGCAAAAACGUCAUCAGCUGUGUCACUGUCCACGACUCCCCAGACUCUGAUUCCAGCAAUAACAGCCCCUACGCUUUGGAGUCCCGAACCAACGGCCUCAAUGCCAACAACUACAACUCUAAGGGAACAGUGCUGGAUGACUACAAUAACGGAAAUCCAAGAACCAUCAUCAUCCCUCCCCUGAAGAGCCAGACCAGCGAGAGCCUGAGCGAGUGUGAUGGACUUGUUCAUGACACAAUGAACCACCAGAAUCCUGCUUACAAGUUUAAAUCCUCCAAUGGAGGCCUGUCAGCUAACAAUCACUCAUCAGGGGGUGUUCCUGGAGGCGGAGCAUAUCGGCAGCAACGCUCUGGGCCACACCCUUUCCAGCAGCAGCCGCUCAAUCUCAGCCAGGCUCAGCAGCACAUGGUGGUCGAGAGAACUGGAGGACACAGGAGACAACAAGCUUAUAUCACACCUACAAUGACUGCUCAAGCUCCCUAUUCCUUUCACCACAAUAGUCCCUCGCACAGUGCUAAUGUGCACCCCCACCUAGCUGCCACUCACUUAUCUGGCCAACCCCAUCUUUACACGUACACCACUCCCGCUGCCCUGGGUUCCACCGGCACUGUGGCACAUCUGGUGGCAUCACAGGGUUCAGCUCACCACGCAGUCCAACACGCUGGCUACCCACCAAGCAUCGUGCACCAGGUACCUGUCAGCAUGGGCCACCGCGUGCUCCCAUCCCCCACGCUGCACCACGGCCAGUACCAGCCCCAGUUCGCACACCAAACGUACAUCAGCGCCUCUCCUGCCUCCACUGUCUACACUGGAUAUCCCUUGAGCCCCACCAAGAUGAACCAAUACCCGUAUCUCUAGACCUGAAAACACUGGAGCCGAGUCCAACGCUGCUUCCCGUCCUCUCCCCACUAAAGACAGAGUCAGUAAGACAAGCCCAAGCUUAACGGCCCCAAAACCCUUUCCCUGUCCUCGUAACGCUUAAACUUGAAGACAAUGAAGAUGCUGGUGGAGAAAGAAAGAGUACUACAGGAGGAAAGGGAUGAGCUUGAAAAGGAGUUUUUUUUAUGAAUUUGGCCAGUUCUGUUUCUUUUUGGGUUUUCUAAUAUUUUAAAAAAUAUUUUUUCCUUAAUUUCUUUUACAGCUUGGUCACAUUGCUGUUGGCAUAUUGGGAAAGACUGAGAGUUUGAUUAGCUCAUUUGUUAUUUUUUUUGGUUUCUUUGAUUUUUUUCUUUCACUGACUGUUGAGCUGAGGUCAUGUGGUGGAUGAGAACGUUAUAUAAGGUGAAAUACGGAUAUCUGCUGCUCUAUAAAGAAAAAAAAUUAUGAUGGCCUUGAACUGUCUUAAACAUUUCCGAAUCACUUGCGGUGAUGGGUGCUGUACGUACUCCACCAUUCUUUCCUAUAACAACAGCUGGAGGAAUCUUCUGGAAAAUGAGGAGAAAAAAAAGACAAAAGACUUUCUAGUGUAUUUAUCGAUUUUUUUUUUUUUGUUCUCGGUUUGUGUUCACUUUUAGAAAAUAAAGUUUUGUCAUAGAGUAGGACAUUUAGCUAGCCCCCCCCCCAACCCCCACCCCUUGCUCCUUCUUUUUAGAAUGUAGCAAACUACUCCUGCUUAUUUUAUGAAGAACCUUUCUGAUACCAAUAGAUUUCCUUUGUUUCUCCUCUUUAAAUGUGAUUGCACAACGUUGUUGUAAUAACAUAAGCAUGUAUAACAUAAUAGUCUGUGCACGUGUGUGCUGCUGUUGGCCAUGUGCGUGGUACACCUUCCUCUGCACCUUUGUGCGAUAUAUUCCUCCACGGUCUUAGGUUUAUCAUUGUUCCCUCGUAGUGCCUUACACAUAAUACAACAGUUUACUUGGCUGGAAAACCUUUUAGAACCAACAGAAACUAGGUUGACCGUUUGGCUUCUAGGUUGGACGACUUCGUCUGAGAUGUUAUGUUCUUACUUUCCAGGUGUAAGCAUAGUCCUAAAUGUAAUUAGUUGGAUAAUUAUACACGACACUAUUUCGUAAAACAACAGUGCUUCUUGUUUAGCAUGCAUGAGCUUAUUUAACAUUUAGACCAAGAUACUUCCUUGGAGUAAUGAACCAAAGUUGUCAUUCGGUAAAGAUUAGUAACGUUUUGUUACUGUAUUAUGUAUAGUAUGUUUACUGUAUAGCAUAGCUGUGUGUCUUAGGAACCUAUUCAGUGGCACUGAGCUUUUGUGUUGUUUUUUUUUUGUUAGAUCAGCAGAAUGGCGUGAAUUGGUGCAACCAACGCGCUAAACGUGAUUCGUUUUGAAUACCCGCUCUAAUGCGUUUGAUUAACCUUCAUAAAAAACCUAAGGUUAAGGGCAAAGUGUAUUAUCUGCUAAUGAGGUCCAGUUGCAGCACAUAUGGGAGGGAUUUCUAGAUGGAGGUCAGAAUAGCAGGAGUGUUAGCAGAGCGAACAGCAUCGAGCGGCUCCGGUGAGCCUGGUGCAGAAAUGAUGUUGAAACAGUGAACCUGUGAGGUCGAGGUAGGGACAGGACCGAUUAAGGUGCUAAAAGAUGGCACUGGAUGGAUUUUUUUCUUUUGAUGGGAAUUGUAGGGAGGAGAGAGAGGAAGACUAAAUUCCACAUCUUAAUGAGAAUAGCAUGUUGGCUUUGAGCAUGUCGGUAGGACCUGGAGGAGUCUGCGCUACUUGUGGCACUGCACGAAAAACGCACUACCUUCUGAACCAAACGUUUGUUGGUGAAAUCUGUGCUGGGGAUUUGUUUGUGUGCUUUGAAGGCUGUGGUUCUCAGCAUGAACCAACCGAAGGGAUUGUUCACCUGAAAGAGUUGCAGAAAUUUGUUGUUCCUCUUUGUCUUAAAUAAAGGAAGCACUUGUGCUAGAUCUCGCUUUAAGGGAAAUGGAUCACUGGUACGGGGAAGAAAUUAUGGGCCAACCGUUGAGUUUGCUUUUAUUUAUUAUUAUUAUUUUUUCUUUUUCCUGCCUGACAGCCUUAAUGUCAGCUUGUGUUUUCUCCAAUGAUUAAGUGAUUUGUCUCGAUGAGGGCACAUGCAUGUGAUUUUCCGAAUGCGUCUGAAUGCAUCCGCUCUCGUCUCAUGCCAUAGCCCUUGCAUUUGAAGUGGUUUUAUUUUUUGUUUUUGUUUUUUAAUAAUCAUGCUGUGUUAUAAAUAUGAUGUGUCAGUUAGAGAUACAUUUAGGUUAAUUGUCAAGAUUUUGUUAAAUAUCAUUAGGCUUUUCUUUAUUUGUAUCUGGUGGUAAUUAGUAAAAAGUAUUCUUAGGGGCGUCUAGUAAUCAGAAAGCAUUGAACAUUUUUAAUUCAUGAGCUUAUAUGUUAAUUUUUUUCCAUAGACUGUUAUUCGUUACGAGCUGAACGAUGUAGGAUGUCAGGAUGUCUGUUGAUUUUUAAGUUGUAUUUGACCCUGUAAGAGCCCACACUGGUUUCAGGCGCUGCGACAUGGAGGUUCCAGUGUUGAUUAGAAAUGCGUCUAACAUUCCAUAUUAGAAGGCGUCGUCUUGUCUCGCUGCACUGUCUGUAGUCUCUGGUCCUGUCUUACCUCACGUAGUCUGGAAAUGUCUGACUACACGGGGACUCGUUGUCAUUUCACACCUGUAAUUCUUCCCACCAAAGAAAUUCAGGGUGUUGACAAUGUGCAAAAUUGUCCGUCGGACGUAAAUAAGAUGACGGACAAAGAAAGAAAAAUCAGAUCGAUAUUUAGAAAUAUUCCACACCACAGCAUAUAGGAUAAAUCAUCCUUAACUUAAACUGAACUGUGCAUGCUGUCACAAGCUGCAUGGUGGUUUUCUUUGAAUCCUGUUGUACAGAUUUGUACAUUUCUUAGAUUAGAUUUUCAAUUCUAUAAGAAAAUACGACCACUUGUACUUCUUAUCUUACACUUUUUUUGUUACAAGAUCUUCAGCUUUACUAAUGUGAUUAUGAAGUGAGUUUGUGAAUCAGUUAACAAAUAGAAAUCAGUACUCCACAGUGACCUGAAUGAGAUAGCAGUGAUGGUCACUAGCACAAAAUGAAUGUACAAUGUGAGACUAAACAUCUCAUAUCUAUUUAUAUAUAUACACAUUAUAUAUAUAUAUAUACAAAACACUAUUAGUUGUUAUAAAACAGUGCCAUCUUUUUACUGUAAGUGUUCAUUUUUCCUAAAAAAAAAAAAAAAAAAGGAAAAAGGAUGCAAUAUGUCUCACAAGAACAACUUGGUUACUGUUUAUUUUUCAUUUUCUUUAGCUUAUUGCAUUUUAAAUGAAAUGAGAUGAGCUGGAAAGCCCUAUUAGCUCUACAAAGUUUUUUGAUAUGUAGGUUGCAGAAUAGAUCCAGUGACCUUAUUGUUACCAAAAUGUCUGAAAAUUUCCAUCUUUUUUAUGAGUGACAAUUUCGAACAAGACAAAUUGUAACUAUGAUUUUCUUUCCUUGAUCACCUUCUAGAAAUUCAUCCGCAUGUCAAAACACUGCCUUCCGAUCUAUGAACUCGAAGCUUUAAGCAAUACAAAAUGACACCUUUUUCUUCAUGGUAAUCAAAUCCGUAACAGUCGAACGUUCCCCUUCAGUGUGAAAAGCAUUUCCAGCUCCAGAUGUCCUCCUAGCUAAGGCUUUGAAGCGUUUUAAAUUCCAGACAAGCGAAAAUGCUGUUUAUUACCCUAAACAGUCUAAUCAGUGUACGAGCGCUUUGUGAAGCACACACUGUUGAACAUCAUCACAGGUGUUUUAUCACUUCCUUUUGGUGACAAGAGUGACAGCUCUUCAACCAUAUAAAAAAAAAAACACCUUUUUGUUAAGUGUUUGAAUUUUUUUUUUCAGGGCAUGGGUUAAAUCAGAACAGUCACGUGUCUAAGGAAGUCAUUAAUCUGCAUGUGCAAAUGUGCCAAGAGGCCAAACUAUAAAAAUGGGCAAUCUGUAUACUUUUCCAGAACCAAAAAAAAAAAAGGGAAAAAUCUUAAACCCUGACGUAUGGAGUUGAAUUUUUGGUCAGAUUCUCAUGACGGACUUAAGACCUGAUUAUCUAAACAGCUUGACAAGGGUCUUGCGUCACGUCUGUUGUAAAGUUGUCCUAGCGACAGUAAAUCCUGCUCGGUGCUGGAGACGCACUCGAUCAAAUGCAAAUCUGUCAGAUCCACCCUGACGAAAAGACAAUUUAUCACCAGUCACCGUGGUAAUCUGUUAUGUAGCUGUGAUGCACUGUAGCCAUGUGUGCAACCAUCUUUGACAUGAACUUUUUUUCUACUUGCACAGCAACAAGUCAAAUGUAAACUAAAUAUUUUUCUAUAAUAUCUCAAGACCUAAGAAAGCAUCGCACCCCGACCCUGAUUUUUGUGUCUAUUGCUGUAGGGUUUCUCAAUGGUGUAUCUCAUUAGUUGUUGUCAAAGCUGUUGUGUGCUGCAGUAUUUUCAAGUAUGUUACUUUGUUAAUGUCUUCUUUUUUAUUUAGCUUUCAUUAUUGGAGAUUUGAAGAAGUGUGACGUCUCAUUAUUCCGAUCUGUUAACGUAGCGCUGUGUGUACCCUGUACCUUAGACUAAUAUUAUUAAGUAUGUUAUGAGAAUGGAUAUUUUACUGGCUUUAUAGAAUGUUAAAAUUGAAUAUAAUAUUGAGAAUAAGAAGAAUGAUUUAACUCCAAAAAGUUGAGUACUUGCUAACUAAGCGCUUGUGUUACCAUUAAGAUGUUGUGUGCUUCUCUUAAUUUUCGUUGUAGAAAAAUUGAGUGAGUUUAUAUUAGGCUUCGACGACUAACGAUAGCAGUGUAAAUUUAUGGAGGAUUUUAACAAACAUCUGGGUUAUAGAAGAAUAUAGUUAUUUUAAUUGUUCUAUUUACUAACUGUAGGGUGAGACGGGGCUCGCAUUGUGGUGAACUAUGUUAUAGCUUGUUAUUCACUGUUACUUUUGAUCAUUUUUUCGGUCUCCAAGGUGAAUCGAGUUAUUAAUGAGAAUUUGUAUGCUCACAUAUGCAUAUUGUAUAUGUGUAGAAAUGUAAUCACACUUUGUCUUGGAUUUACAUUAAAAUGUCACAGCAUUAA
Tachysurus fulvidraco (yellow catfish) is the source of this 9079-nucleotide messenger RNA. RefSeq names its product homeodomain interacting protein kinase 2 (gene hipk2). Gene Ontology annotation, molecular function: ATP binding; protein serine/threonine kinase activity; transcription corepressor activity. The record is from RefSeq and is a predicted model, not a curated record. The coding region runs from base 243 to 3947 and encodes 1234 amino acids. The transcript has 15 exons. Lineage: Eukaryota; Metazoa; Chordata; Actinopteri; Siluriformes; Bagridae. Gene Ontology annotation, cellular component: PML body; nucleus; cytoplasm. Gene Ontology annotation, biological process: peptidyl-serine phosphorylation; intrinsic apoptotic signaling pathway in response to DNA damage by p53 class mediator; positive regulation of transcription by RNA polymerase II.